Molecule: messenger RNA, 423 nt
Organism: Staurois parvus
Lineage: Eukaryota; Metazoa; Chordata; Amphibia; Anura; Ranidae
Source: the annotation of a GenBank genome assembly
UCAUCUGGCAAGGACAGUGGGGCUCCGAAUCUAAAAGGCACCGACAGUGGGCACCGGGUCAUCAUGGGUACCGGAUUGUCUGGCUCGACAGAGGGGCAUCUGGGUCAUCCCAGGGCAUCAGGCUGUGGGCACCGGGGUCCAACCAGGCAUUGGAUCGUCUGGCUCGACAGCGGGCAUCGGGUGUCACCAGGUAUGACAGCGGGCACUGGGUCACCAGGCAUCAGGUCAUUUGGCAUCGCAAGCGGGCACCGCGUCAUCUGGCAAGGCGAGUGGGCACCGAAGUCACCAGGUACGGACAGCGGGCUUGUGAGUCAAUUGGCACGACAGCGAGCACCGGAUCAUUCUGGAUCAAACAGCGUGGCAUCGAGUCAACUGGCCUAAUAGGAUCAUCAGGCUGGAUAAGUUCAUCAUUUGCUGGGUAGA